This is a messenger RNA of Verruconis gallopava, 952 nucleotides long. RefSeq lists its product as uncharacterized. NCBI's taxonomy places the organism in Eukaryota, Fungi, Ascomycota, Dothideomycetes, Venturiales, Sympoventuriaceae. The transcript has a single exon. The record is from RefSeq and is a predicted model, not a curated record. The coding region runs from base 98 to 787 and encodes 229 amino acids.
CAAAUGGGUUCAGUAAAGCAAAGAACACUUGGAUGUUUCUAAAUCACCGAAUUUGCUAGCAUCUCGUGGAAUAUCACAGCCUGCUUUGCAAAUCGAUAUGCGAAUCUCCAUAAGUUGCGGCCGUUCCUCCACAAUCUCCAACAGGAAUGACGCUCGCGAAGAUCAGGAGCUCACACCACAACGAACAAUCUCGCGACAUAUAGUUAAGCGGCCACCGCUUCAGCAGCCUAUAUUUCCACAAAAUCCCAUUAUAAGACCCAAUUUUGGUGUGCCAAGCCGAGCUUCCGCAAGUAAAGGUCGAUAUAGAACUGGCAUUGAUCGAAGCUCGAAUAUCACAUCCCCAUUUAUGCGACUACCACCGGAAUUGCGAGUUUGCAUAUACCGAUAUAUCAUCCCACCGUCAGAUUCAAAAUUCAGAGUCUAUACGGAUUGUAGCCAAACAUACACGGAUCGAAAGUGGGAUGUGCAACGACCCCGCUUGACUAGCGAUAACAACCCAGAUUCAUUGGCUCUUCUUCGAAUCAACAAGCUGAUCUACUACGAAGCACUUUCAGUGUUGUAUUCGGAGAAUACGUUUCAUUUCAUAGGUUGCAAUUUUCUGCCCAUCAUCGAUUUUAUCAGGAAGCUAAGCCCUGAUGCGAAAGCACUGGUGAGGCAGCUAAAGAUCACUAUGUUGCCCGAGGCAAGACAUUUGACAGGUAGCCAACUGGAGCUGUUUUGUCGGGUGGUUCACGAGUGGCUCCCUGGAUUGAAUGCGUUGGCUAGCGAUACAUGGAUGUGGAUCUAAGAGAGUCGGUAGUAGAUUCUUUGGGUUAUUUCUCACGCAUAGAAUUGAAUAUCUAGAGUUACAAGCCACCAUACGAUUUAGGUUAAUGAUGAGUCUUGGCUGUGCAUUCGAUCGCUUAUACUCUGCGCUUGUGGAGCUUUAAGUAAAUGCACAUUAAUAACGGAC